AUGAUGACCACUAAAACUGAAAGACCCCAACUUGAACUCCCGGGCGGUGCCAACAAGUUAUUGCUGCACUCAUGUUGUGCUCCCUGCUCAGGCGAGGUUAUGGAAGCUAUUCAGGCAUCAGGUAUCGAAUACACCGUAUUCUUCUACAAUCCGAACAUACAUCCGCAGAAGGAAUAUCUCAUUCGUAAGGAGGAGAACAUUCGUUUUGCUGAGAAACACGGCGUACCCUUUGUUGACGCUGACUACGAUACUGAUAACUGGUUUGAGCGAGCUAAGGGGAUGGAAUGGGAGCCAGAGCGCGGUAUCCGCUGCACAAUGUGCUUCGAUAUGCGUUUCGAACGGACCGCCCUCUACGCCGCUGAAAAUGGGUUUAGUGUUAUCAGUAGUUCGCUGGGGAUCUCAAGAUGGAAGAACAUGCAGCAAAUCAAUGAUUGUGGGCAAAGAGCUGCUGCGCACUAUCCGGGAAUGGUUUACUGGGACUACAACUGGCGCAAACAAGGUGGCUCCGCGCGCAUGAUUGAGAUCAGUAAACGGGAGCAGUUCUACCAGCAAGAAUAUUGUGGCUGUGUGUAUUCUCUUCGUGACACCAACCAGCAUCGUAAAUCUCAAGGCAGACCACUUAUCAAGAUAGGAAGAUUAUAUUAUGGUAAAGAAGAUGUUUGA
Messenger RNA from Plasmopara halstedii, 663 nucleotides. Its product is annotated as Protein of unknown function DUF208. The coding region runs from base 1 to 663 and encodes 220 amino acids. The transcript has a single exon. The record is from RefSeq and is a predicted model, not a curated record. Lineage: Eukaryota; Oomycota; Peronosporomycetes; Peronosporales; Peronosporaceae.